UGUCCGCCAGUUAAUUGUUUCUAGUGCUGGCGGCCGGCGUUCCUCGCCGGAACGAUAUCUCCAAAGCCGUCCUUACCGCAGGCGUUUCUUCGUACGUAUCUACUCUUCUUCACCUCUCUCUCUCGCGUGCGCGCGCGAGGACGACAUGAACAAUCUUCUGACGAAUUCUUUUGAAUUGGAGAGGGACAUCGAGAUGGGGUAUCAAAAUUCAAAGAACAAAUCAGAUUAUGGCCUUGAGGACUUCUUUCAAGAGGUCCAGGAGAUUGAGAUAUUUUUGGACAAGAUGUCCAACAUAAAUCACAAACUUCAGGAAGCCAAUGAGGAAUCAAAAUCAGUAACAAAAGCUUCCUUAUCGAAAGCAAUCAAGAGGCGCAUGGAGAAAGACAUCGAUGAAGUGGGGAAAAUUACACGCAACAUAAAAGUGAAGUUAGAGGAAAUGGAUAGGAAUAACCUUGAGAACAGAAAAAUGCCAGGGUGUGGGAAGGGCACAGGCGUAGACCGAUCAAGGAUGUCAAUGACCGUUGCACUGAAAAAUAGGCUGAAAGAUAGAAUAAAAGAUUUCCAGAAUCUAAGACAAACUAUCCAAGAGGAGCACCGACAAGUUGUUGGGAGGAUGGUUUUCACAGUUACUGGAGAGCAGCCUUCUGAUCAGGUGAUUGACCACCUAAUUGAGACAGGCGGCAGCGAGCAGAUAUUCGAGAAAGCAAUUCAGGGAAUUGGUCGAGGGCAGAUUAUAGCCACGGUGCAAGAAAUUCAGGAAAGGCAUGAUGCGGUCAUGGAAAUUGAAAAAAGACUACUUGAAUUGCAACAGAUCUUUAAUGACAUGGCAGUACUCGUCGACGCACAAGGAGAGACACUGAACGACAUCGAGGAUCAGGUUCACAAAGCCGUAGAUCAUCUACAAGGUGGUAACGAAGCGCUACGCGAAGCAAAGAGCCUGCAGAAGAAGUCCAGGAAGUGCAUGUUCAUUGCCAUCAUCAUACUUCUUGUCAUUGCAGCGAUCGUCGUGCUUUCAAUCUUAAAGCCUUGGGCUAAGUAGAAAACAAGAAAAAAGCAGUUGAUAUAGCGAGUGUUAUUCGUAAGCACAGGCUCUUUUGAGAAUUCAGGCAGGCAUAUGUUUGAAAGUGCUCUUGCUUUGUC
Molecule: messenger RNA, 1140 nt
Organism: Oryza brachyantha (malo sina)
Lineage: Eukaryota; Viridiplantae; Streptophyta; Magnoliopsida; Poales; Poaceae
Product: syntaxin-132-like
Exons: 13
Coding region: 146-1039 (297 amino acids)
Biological process (GO): intracellular protein transport; exocytosis; vesicle fusion
Cellular component (GO): SNARE complex; endomembrane system; plasma membrane
Molecular function (GO): SNARE binding; SNAP receptor activity
Source: RefSeq, a predicted model, not a curated record